Messenger RNA from Bacillus rossius redtenbacheri, 2593 nucleotides. It is a transcript of the gene ProRS-m, whose product is annotated as probable proline--tRNA ligase, mitochondrial. Gene Ontology annotation, cellular component: cytoplasm; mitochondrion. The record is from RefSeq and is a predicted model, not a curated record. NCBI's taxonomy places the organism in Eukaryota, Metazoa, Arthropoda, Insecta, Phasmatodea, Bacillidae. Gene Ontology annotation, molecular function: ATP binding; proline-tRNA ligase activity. Gene Ontology annotation, biological process: prolyl-tRNA aminoacylation. The coding region runs from base 84 to 1478 and encodes 464 amino acids. The transcript is spliced from 7 exons.
GUUGUGAUACAUGUGUUUGAAUCACAAGCCGGAUAAUAAAGUAUUUUGUAGUAAAACUUUAAAAGAAGCACAUUUAUUUCACCAUGAUAAAAACGGGAAGAUCAAUUUCAUUGGCAGAGACUUGUUAUUGUUGGAGUUUAAGGAAGCACUGUUAUUCCACCACCUGCAUUAAUACUGUUUCCAAACUCUUUCAGCCACAGAACAUUGUCCCUAAAACUGUUGAAACUAAAGUUGAUGACGUGUUGUGUAUCAGCCAUAAGCUGAUGAUGGACCAGGGCGUCAUCCGACACGCCGGCGUGGGCUCUUUCCACCUGCUGCCUCUCGGCGUGCGGGCGCUGCGCAAGCUCACCAGGAUCGCCAGCCGCGAGAUGCAGUCCCUGGGCGCCCAGAGGGUCAAGCUGCCGUUCCUCACCCCGGGGGAGCUGUGGAGGAGGACUGGCAGGUGGGAAGCUGCAGGUCCAGAGUUGUUCCGGGUGCGAGAUCGUCACAGCAGAGAUUACGUUCUCAGCCCUACUCACGAGGAGGCGGUCACCGAGCUGGUAGCGUCCGUGCAGCUGUCGCACCGCAGCCUGCCCCUGAGGCUGUACCAGGUGACCAGCAAGUUCCGCGACGAGAUGAAGCCCCGGCUGGGGCUGCUCCGCUCCCGGGAGUUCCUCAUGAAGGACCUGUACACCUUCGACGCCUCUCCCGAGAGCGCCCGCCGCACCUACCACGACGUGUGCCGAGCCUACGACAACAUCUUCACCGCCGUCGGCAUCAGGUACGUCAGAGUUGAAGGGGAGCAGGGGCUGAUGGGCGGGUCGCUGUCCCACGAGUACCACUACCCCGCUGCGGUCGGUGAGGACGAGCUGGUGCUCUGCCCCGCGUGCAGCUACGCAGCCAACGCCCAGGUGGGCGGGGGCGGGGCGCGGUGCCCGCGGUGCGGUCACGAGGGCGUGUCCCGGGAGCCCGCCAUCGAGGUGGGCCACACCUUCCUCCUCGGCGCGCGGUACUCGGAGCCGCUGGGGGCCCGGUGCCUCGCCCCGGACGGGAGGCCCGUCGCCCUGCAGAUGGGCUGCUACGGCGUGGGGCUGACCCGGCUGCUGGCCGCCGCCGUCGAGUGUCUGUCGUCGCCGGACGAGCUGCGCUGGCCCCUGGCAAUCGCCCCCUUCUCCGUCUGCAUCCUGCCCCCCAAGGACGGUAGCAAAGAAAGCGUAGCAUUGGACCUGUCGCACAAAUUGUACGAUGCUUUGAAUUCCACGGGAGUGUUGUCGGACGACGUGUUGAUGGACGACCGGUGCCAGCUGACGAUCGGUCGACGCCUGAUGGACGCCAGGAAGACCGGCUACCCUCUCGUCGUGGUCGUCGGGAAGAAGGCAGCGCUCGAGCAGCCUCUGCUCGAAGUGCACGACUUGCUGCGAGACCAAACGCUGGACCUCUGCCUCUCCGACGCGGUCCGGUAUCUGACUGGCAAGAUUUGUGAUGUGGCCGGACCCUAACACGUGUGCUUCACAUCUGGGUUCCUACGCAGCAUCUUUGAAUAUAUAUAUACUGUAUAGAAGUUGCGAGUGGAUAGGAUUUACUCUACGUUUUUCAGUAGCGUAUGAUGAGCAGCUUGGGAACUUCACCGCUGCAGGGCGCUGCCGUAACGCCCUGUAUCGUCUUAGGUUGUUAUUUACACGUUAGAGCGUAGCACUGUCGCCCGCUGUCAUUCCCCGCACCACACCACCCAUUAUUCACUGCAGCUCAAGGUCGUUCAACAUGAGGGGGAAAGGGUGUUUGAAGAGUUCGACACUUGUCCGCUAGGGACCACCACAAGUCGAUGCCCUAGAGAUGGUGGCGAUUGCGGCGGUGAAUUAACCAACUACCUCAAACCGUAUUAGAAAUUUUAACCUGGGCUGGCGACUUCUAUACAGUAUAUAUAUUCAAAGGUAGCGUUUAUCCGCACUCUGGCACGCAAGACAACAUGCAGCUCUUCUGUAAUGGAAAUUUGGAAAUGUUAAUACCAGAUGUGAUGGCCUCUCGGUCUUGCACAUGGAAGCUGCACAAUCUCAACUAUCCACAUGCUAUCUCAAUGAUUAUUGAGUUUAUCCUCUCAGAUACAACAAUCUAACCAAGACUUGACGACCAUUAAACAGGAGAGAAGAUACAGAGUGAUGUAAUUUUUUUUGCCCCCUGCGCUCUAGCGGAAAGAGGAACGAGUCUUUUGAACAAAAAGGGGUUAGGAUCAGUUAAAAUUCAUUGCUAUUAAAUCUUGCAGCACAGAAAAAGAGGACCAUAUCAUAAAAGUAAAGUGUAAGAAAUACUGAAUACCAACAAUGCAUGGAGAUUAUAAGUGUGAAUACAAAGAUAAAAAACUUAUUUAUGAUAGUCGUUUCAGUUUUAAAAUCAUUCGUACCCCGCCGCUUCCAUGCUGCAGUAGCACGAAUACCGCCGUGUGUAAGGACUCCAUGCAAAAGUGCCAUAAGUAAUGUCACACAGACGACUUGUCAUACAAGAUGAGCAGCAAUUGUAAGUUCUUCAGAUUUGCACGAAAUUGGUAAUUGUGUUAUAUGCCUGAAAAUACAGCAUGUCCUUUUGAAGUUAAUUAAAAUAAAUUCAUGUUUGUAUUUCA